Stereum hirsutum FP-91666 SS1 is the source of this 1890-nucleotide messenger RNA. Its product is annotated as MFS general substrate transporter. NCBI's taxonomy places the organism in Eukaryota, Fungi, Basidiomycota, Agaricomycetes, Russulales, Stereaceae. Gene Ontology annotation, molecular function: sucrose:proton symporter activity. The transcript is spliced from 13 exons. Gene Ontology annotation, cellular component: membrane. The record is from RefSeq and is a predicted model, not a curated record. The coding region runs from base 1 to 1890 and encodes 629 amino acids.
AUGGCCUGGCCAGGUGCUCGCAGUAAACGGAAUGAGUCGAAACAGCGCGAUCGGUCUGCGUCGGUACACAAUAGCAGGGAGCGCGCACAACGGACACCAGCUGCUACUGCCAAUCUUCCCCCUGCGGACGAUGCUACCAAGCGUCGCCUAUCGACGAUGGGGCUGUUUAAUCUCAGUAUCUCUAUGGCUGGAGCUCAGAUUGCUUGGUCUGUGGAACUUGGUUAUGGGACACCAUUUCUAUUGUCGCUUGGGUUGUCCGAACAGAUUACCAGUUUGGUGUGGUUGGCUGGUCCAAUCUCUGGCUUGGUUGCACAACCCGUCAUAGGUGCUAUCUCCGAUUCCUCUACGUCCAAAUAUCGUCGGAGAUACUGGGUCGUCCUCUCCACAGUUGUACUCGUCGUAUCCAUGCUCUCCCUCGCGUUCUGUCAAGCCAUUGCAGCAUUCUUCGUGGACAUCUUCCAUGGUGGCGCUGGAGACUGGGACCCUCAACGGAACAAGGCAGUAUCCGACUCCGCAAUCUGGCUCGCCAUCGUCGCUUUCUACCUGCUCGACUUUGCCCUCAACGCCCUGCAAGCUUCCCUUCGCAACCUCUUAUUGGACGUAACACCUUCAGAUCAACUCAGUGCCGGUAAUGCAUGGCACGGCCGGAUGACCCACGCAGGAAAUAUCGUCGGUUUCGGUUUCGGUUUCCUGCCACUUGCCCAGAUGCCACUACUUCGGCUUCUGGGUGGAGACCAGUUCCGCAAGUUCUGCGUUGUUGCGAUUGUCAUCUUAGUGGCCACCGUGUGGAUAACGUGUUUCACGCAGACGGAGAAGGAACGUCCGGCGACCAACAAAUCACAGGGGAAAAUGACAGACGUGUUAAACAACAUCUAUGUUGCGAUUGUGAAGCUGCCGAAGCCUAUUCGAAGGGUGUGUUACGUGCAGGUGUUCGCGUUUAUGGGAUGGUUCCCAUUCUUGUUCUAUUCGACCACCUACGUCGGUCAAGUCAUGGCGUACGAACAGGGGGUUGACCCAGACAAGGAUCUAGCUACGCGAACCGGAGAGUUCGCCAUGCUCAUAUACAGCCUUGUCGCCGUCGCUGCUGGUACCCUUCUUCCGCAUCUUGCAAGACGCGAUCACCGUAUUCUCGAGCACGCCGUAGGAGAAGACGAAGACGAAGAGAUGAACGCACUGAGGCGGACAGUUCGUCAAUGGCAAGCAGAGGCCGCACGCCAGGGGAAGCCUUUGCGGCUACCGUACAUGCCUUUCUUGUUGCGCAAUAUCUGGACUGGAGCACUGCUGUUGUUCACGCUCAUCACGUUCUCUACGUUCUUCAUCACGAAGGUUUGGCAGGCUAUCGUGGCAAUCAGUCUUGUUGGAAUCUGCUGGGCCGUCGCUUGCUGGGUUCCAUUCGCUAUCAUCAUGGAGUUCCUCAAGGAGCUCGAUGAGGCUGCUGUUCUACCUUCCGAGAGGGCUGUAUCUCCAUCACGGCCUCUGCACACCCGUGUUUCUUCGACACCGGACCUGUUGAGCCGCACGGCCGCUACAGAGCGUCAACCAUUACUUCGCAGCCAGACAGUCGUCAACCAACCCACCGAAGCAAGUGAACCAGUCGCCGGUGGCACUAUCCUCGGCAUCCACAACCUUGCCAUCGUCUUCCCACAAUUCAUCGUGGCCCUUGUCGCAAGUGCGAUCUUCCGAGCAGUCGACGCGGACGUUGACAACGAUCCAGCAAACCAUCAUACGUACCUGGGCAAGAACGGAGUGGCCUGGGUACUUCGGUUUGGCGGCCUGUGUACUCUAUUCGGAGCUGCUAUCUGUCGCAUGGUGCCUCCGACGCGCACGGAGAAGGAGAUGCGACGCUUAAUCGGCGAGAUGAAUGCGUUGAAGAAGGAGCCGAAUCCUUAA